AUGAGGCAACACCCAGAGGUGACUUGGACGAACCUAGAGAUCCUAUGGAUGUUGAUGGAGUUUGGGACAUUGAUGAUGGAGUACCUUGCAACAAUGACAAUCAAGAAGGCCCACAAAGACCCCCACAAAGACCAGAUCAAAAUCAUGUUCCAGGACAUCCAAGCACAGCAAGAGGCUCAGGGCCUAGACCUGUGGGCACCAUUUGCAGACAAGGAAGAGUGGGGGACAAAGACUAGCCACAUGAAGACCUCAUUUACAAGCAAAUAUUUGCUGCUAAAAGCCAUUGACAAACUUCCUCAAGCAACCAAAUGGAAACUGAGGAAGAUCAACGUGGUGGGCAAUAGAACUGCCAAUGAUGGGCAGCAUGAGAAGGAGGACCUGGAAUUGUGGUUGCAUGACCUGGUGGACUGCAUUCAUGAGCUGAUGAGCAAUCCAGAGUUUGAUGGUUGCAUGUCAUAUGCACCAGAGAAAGUUUUUGCAGACAAGGAGGGAAAGACAUGCAUGUUUGAUGGCAUGUGGACUGGCGACUGGUGGUGGGAAAUGCAGCAUAGAUUACCCCAAGGGGCAGUUGUUGUGCCCAUGAUCCUGGCCUUGGAUAAAACCUCCCUAUCACAGUUCUGUGGGGAUCAGGAAGUAUGGCCCAUGUACUUGACACUUGGCAACAUCUCUAAAGACAUACACCAUCAGCCAUCAAAGCAUGCAGCCAUCCUAAUCGCCUACUUACCAAUAUCCGAGUUGGAGUACUUCACGCAAGACAUUCAUUCAGUUGAACAUUACCAGUUAUUCCACUACUGCAUGGCACAGGUGCUAGAGCCUUUGGUCAGUGCAGGUGUCCAAAAUGCACUGUCGGAUGUGACAACCACAGAGAUAUGA
Molecule: messenger RNA, 873 nt
Organism: Suillus subaureus
Lineage: Eukaryota; Fungi; Basidiomycota; Agaricomycetes; Boletales; Suillaceae
Exons: 5
Coding region: 1-873 (290 amino acids)
Source: RefSeq, a predicted model, not a curated record